Trifolium pratense (red clover) is the source of this 1304-nucleotide messenger RNA. RefSeq lists its product as uncharacterized. Lineage: Eukaryota; Viridiplantae; Streptophyta; Magnoliopsida; Fabales; Fabaceae. The transcript has 3 exons. The record is from RefSeq and is a predicted model, not a curated record. The coding region runs from base 599 to 1123 and encodes 174 amino acids.
UUUGUUUGUUUGAAUUGCUAACUUGUACAAUUUUUUUACAUGACAAAUUUUUGUCGAGAAAUUUAUGAAACACACAAUUUAAGUCCUUCUGUUCUAAUUUUUUUUUUUCAUACGCACGAGUUAAAUAUUAAAAUUUAAAUUUUUAUGAUGAAUAAAACUCUGAUUAUUUGUUUGAAAUAUACGAGUCUCCUACUAGCUACUCACACUCAGUAUGUGCAUUAAAUUUUGAAUUUUCAUAAGUUAGAGAUCAACUUUGGCCGCAUUAACUUGAGCCAAAAGUAACACUCUCUAAUAAGUACUAUUUUUGUAACAUUUUUACUCUUAAAAUAAAUCCAACAACCAGUCCAUUGUUUUUAUGUUAUUUAUGUUAUCCCCACACGCAAUUAAGGCUAUAAAUAUUGCAUAUUCUAUCUCACUAAGAAAUUCCAUGUAUAACAAAAAGUCUAUCUAUUGGUGUUGUGUGAAAGUUAGGUUUGGAUAGUUUGGUUAGCUUGUGGUAAUUGCUUACAUCUCUAAUCUUCAACCUUUUUAAGAUACAAAAACAACUAAGAAAGUUAGUGAGUAGUGACAAAGUGAACAAAGAUCAAAGAUUGUCGAAAUGAAGCAAAGAAGCGAAGAAGGAUCGAGGAAAGAGGUUGUUCGAAGGACAACACCACCACCACCUCCGCCACUUCCAAAAUUUCGAGUCAUCUCAAAGCCAAGAGCAGAAGAAAGUGUGACAAAGCGAGAAAUCGCAAAGUUUUGGAGGCAAAAGCGAAUUGUGGAGGAAGAUCAUCUCCUUGCUGCUAUCAAGGCUGCAGCAAGACUCCGUGCACGCAACCUCACGGAGCAAGAGUACCUGAGUUUUGAAUUGAGCUUGGAAAAUGAUCGUGAUGAAUAUGAGACCAAUAAAGAGAAGGUCAAUUGGGUUGUAGGGACAAAUUAUUGUGGCAAUAAAGUUGAUGAGGACAAGGAAGUGCGCGUGGGAAUAAAGGAUUGGUGGACUAAAAGCAAGUAUGCAUAUUUGAACCAACCAGCCUUAGCUUCCAUGGAACCUCCUAAGAGAAGGACCUCUACUUAUGUUCCCCAUAUUAUUUCUUACAAGCCCAAGGCUUUGUACCCUACAGCUAUUGGUGUCUUUUAAAGCCAUAGGAGACAUUCCAAUAUUGUUUCUCAAUUGGUCAAUUUCUGGAACUUCUUGUGGAGUAGUUCCCUUGUUCAUGUUUCAAUUGUUAUUCAAAAUCUUAUGUGCUUUAUUUGGGACAAGUAUUGUUAGGGCUUGGGCCUUUAGGCCAACCAUAAAUUGAAAAUUUCUCUUCGCACUA